AUGACCUUUGUCACCACGUACACGGGAGACAAGAAUGCAAUUACAGGGGUACUUCAGAAACACUGGAAUAUCCUGAAGUCUGAUAAAGCUCUCCCUUUUACUCAAAUGUCUACUCCACGAUUGGGGUUCCGCAGAUCGAGAUCCCUGCGUGACUUUCUGAUCAAAACAGAUCCAAUGGAUUGCUACCGUCAGUCAACUUGGUUGGAGACAAAUAAAAAAACAGGAGUCUUCCGCUGUCUGGGAUGCCUAAACAAUUACAUGAAGAAGGUGCACUUUAAAAUCACCGGUGAAGAGGAAAUGCACUUUGAUGAUAAAGGAAACCCUCCAGGGAAAUUUGAUAUCCUGAAUAUUUACAUGUUGCCAAACAAAACCAUGAAAACAGUUCCUGUUGGCUUUUUUUACCAUGAUGAUACAGACCAUCUUUACAUAGAUGACAAGGCCAUUAUAUGGUCCCCAUACUUCUCUCAGUGCAAACCAGAACUUAAAGUGACAGUGUCUUAUUUAGAGCAACAUGGCUCAUAUUUGCUUCAUGCUCCUCGUUCCGUGUGUACUGAAAGCUGUUUUCCUGGAUUCAGGAAAGUUAUUCUGAAAGAGCAGAAAAAGUGCUGCUACGGCUGUGUCCCAUGUCCAGAGGGAGAAAUCACAGUCACAUUUGAUAUGGAAAACUGCAUGAGAUGCUCACAGGAUCAGUGGUCUAAUCCCAGAAGAGAUGAGUGUGUCCCACGGCAGAUAGAGUUCCUCUCAUAUCAUGACCCGUUGGGUUUAGUUCUUGUGGUGCUAGCUGCUUCUCUGUCAGCUGUUACUGUUUUCGUGAUUGGGAUAUUUAUUAAACACAAGGAUAGUCCAAUUAUAAAAGCCAAUAACCAGAACCUCAGCUUCAUACUCCUCAUUACCCUCAUUCUGUCCUUCUAUUGCCCCUUCUUAUUCAUUGGAAAACCUACAAAAAUGUCCUGUCUGCUUCGGCAAGUCGCUUUUGGAAAUGUUUUCACUGCUGCCAUUUCCUCUGUGUUGGCAAAAACAGUUAUUGUUGUUUUGGCUUUUAAUGCUACAAAACCAGGCAGAAAUAUGAAGAAUUUCCUGGGUAAAAAUGUGUCUAUAUAUCUGGUACUUAUGUGCUCAUGUGGGGAAGUUCUGAUAUCUGCUGUAUGGCUGAUUUAUUCACCACCAUUCCAGGAAUAUAAUACUGAAGUAGAGGUUUCCAAGAUAAUAUUACAGUGCAAUGAAGGAUCUGUGGUUGCUUUCUACUUUGGAAUCGGCUAUAUAGGAUUGUUGGCUUUUCUAAGCUUUGUUGUUGCCUUUUUAGCCAGAAAACUGCCGGACACUUACAAUGAAGCUCAGAAUAUCACUUUCAGUAUGCUGGUGUUCUGCAGUGUUUGGGUAACCUUCAUCCCAGCCUACCUCAGCACCAAAGGCAAAUAUAUGGUGGCUGUAGAGGUAUUCGCUAUCCUGGCAUCUGGUGCUGGACUUCUCUUCUGUAUCUUUAUACCUAAAUGUUAUAUUAUACUAAUCAGGCCUGAACUGAAUGUUAAAGUGAGCAUAGUGUUGGGAAGACAGCGGAAUAAGUAA
Molecule: messenger RNA, 1566 nt
Organism: Bombina bombina (fire-bellied toad)
Lineage: Eukaryota; Metazoa; Chordata; Amphibia; Anura; Bombinatoridae
Product: vomeronasal type-2 receptor 26-like
Exons: 5
Coding region: 1-1566 (521 amino acids)
Biological process (GO): G protein-coupled receptor signaling pathway
Cellular component (GO): membrane
Molecular function (GO): G protein-coupled receptor activity
Source: RefSeq, a predicted model, not a curated record